Ostrinia furnacalis (Asian corn borer) is the source of this 2702-nucleotide messenger RNA. Its product is annotated as putative leucine-rich repeat-containing protein DDB_G0290503. Bases 279 to 2531 code for a protein of 750 amino acids. The transcript has 7 exons. NCBI's taxonomy places the organism in Eukaryota, Metazoa, Arthropoda, Insecta, Lepidoptera, Crambidae. The record is from RefSeq and is a predicted model, not a curated record.
UGCACGCAGUUGUUGACUUUUUGUAACGGUCGUUUUGCCUCCCCAUUCAAUGGUUCGUUAUUUUCAACACAAUGAAUACAAUGAAUGGUGUGUAUUAUUAUUAUCAAUAAUCACCCUUCUUGUAGCGUCAGGAUUGAAGCGACCGUCAAAAAAAAUCAUUUUCGCGCGCGAUUUCAUAAGAGAACGCUGUGCUUGUUCAUCAAAAAUACUUUUAGUUAGACGUUAAUUAGAGCGUAUGUUUUUGUUUUAAAAAUAUUUAAUUUAUAGUUAAUUUGAUCAUGUUCUCGAAAGCUAAACGUUUUGAACCAGUGGCUGUACCCAAAACCCAAAAUAAACCAAAGAUCCAAGAAAAUGAAAACCAAACAAAAUGUAUUGCCAAAACACAACCAGUAGCCUCAAAAGUAAAAAAGAAUCCUCCACUUAGCACUAUAUCAACUAAAACCAACACGGACACCAGAUCUCUAUGCAGUUCUACCCCCAGCAUUAAAUCAUUUGUUACGCCAAAACCAGUAAAAUCCCAUACAGCUUCAAAAGUUACAAGUAGCCUCAAAAAGCAAAAUCCCUCUAAAAAUGGGAAUGAGAAAAAACAAAUCAACAAAAUCAGUGAUGAUGUUGUUAAAGCUCAAGAAGUCGAAAUCAGAAACAAAAAUCAUACCAUAUUGGAACACAAUAAACACAUUGAAGAACUGAAAACUGAAAUAGCCCGACUUCAAGCUCAAAUUAAUUCUACCAAAAAUCCAGUCAAUAAUAUUACAACUAAAUUGGAAGACAUGUACUUGGAAAAAUCUGACAAUAAAUCAGAUGGUAAUAAGGAAUUUAGCAGAGAUGUUGAAAAUUUCAAGAAAACUAUAUUAGAAUUGGAAUUACAAUGCGAUAAAUUGGAACAAGAAGUAAGUAACAAGCAAGUAGAAUUAUCGUCUCUGGAAGAGGUAAUUACUAUCAGAGACAGUUUGUGCAAAGAUUUGCAAGAAAAGCUGACUAACAUGGAAUCAAAUCUAGAGGAAACACGCCAAAGGCUGGAAAUGGUAAAGGGGCAUCAUGCACUUGCACUUGAAGCUAAUGAAAGUAUUCGCCGGGAAUAUAAAGUAGAACUAGAAACUUUAAAAACUAAAGCGGAGGAAGAAAAACAAGCGAUUAUAAAUAAACACAAAAUCGAUCAAGAAAGAAUCAAGUACGAAUACAAUGAUUUAAUAGAUUCAAUCAAGACACAAUUAGUAAAAGAAAAAACUGAAGAAAUUCAGGACCUGCAAGAUCAGUUAGAAGCCAAAGACCGUGAAUUUGCGGCUAAACUAGAACAAAUUAAUGAAGCUGCUGAAGAAAAACUUAGGCUGUGUGAGAUACAAUUUGAAGAACGCACCCGCAAUAUCCAAGAUCAUUGGGCGAAGCAGCAAAGUAAAAUACAGUAUUUAGAAAAAGAAACCAGAGAUUUGAAAUAUAGCCUUAAUCAUGCUGAAGAAGAAAAUUUAAUGCUACAGCAAAAAUUAAGCAGUAUUAAAAGUGAAUAUGACUGUUUGAAAACCGAAAAAGAGGACAAAAUUAAAGAAAUAAAUGACUUGAAAGAAGAAAUUAAAACUAAACACAUUGACUUUGAAAAUGAGAUAAAUAAAUUGACUGUUGAAAUCGAUAAGGCUGCAAAAGAGAAAAGUAGAUUUGAAAUGUCGCUCUCAGUAACCAGGGAUAUUGUACAAGUUCUAACAAUGCGGCUGAGGGAGUCUGACAACGAAUUGGAACAUUUAGAAAAUACAGUUCAAACUCUCAAUGAUGCCAAAGAUCAGCUUGAAAAUGAGCUGGCACAAUAUAAAAACACUUUAAAUAACACUGUAUUAGAAUGUAAUGAAUACAAGGAGGCUCUCGUUAAUAUCUUAAAAUCCAAAGCAGCCCUAGCCAAAGAACACAACCGUAUCAUGGAGCAUAACGUGACUUUGAUAGAGAGUUUACAGAAUGUGGAGAAGGAAGCGUAUCGCGAGCUUGGGUCUAUCAAAAACGAACUGAUCGAGGAUGUGGAGCUCUUGAAAAAGGAGUCGAAUUCUCAAAUCCAGCAGCUUCGCGACGAGGUGGAGAACAAGCGCCUGCUCUGCGAGCUGGCGACGGAGCACGCGGGGCAGGCGGCGGCGGCGGCGGAGCAGGCGCGCGCGCUGCUGGCGCACGCCGCCAACGAGGUGGCGCGUCUGGANCCUCAGAGUUUACAGAAUGUGGAGAAGGAAGCGUAUCGCGAGCUCGGGUCUAUCAAAAAUGAACUGAUCGAGGAUGUGGAGCUCUUGAAAAAGGAGUCGAAUUCUCAAAUCCAGCAGCUUCGCGACGAGAUUCAAGAUCAACAGUCUCUCGUGGUGGAGUUGUCGCUGCUCCGUCAAGAAAAUGAAGAAUUGAGCAUGACGGUGGCCAAACAAUCUUCUAUAAUCGACAAGAUGAAGAAGGAUAUGGAUCAAGUUCAGGCCAAACCGAAAUCCCCUUCAGUUUUGCGCAAAUCUCUUAAAAUCGGUAAAGAGAACGUCCAAACCGUUAUUUCGCCGUUACGUGAACGUAAUCAUUAAGAAUUUUUAAAGAAAUGUUGAAAUACUAAAUUGUUUUUCGAUUUGUUCAUUUAUUUAUCAUCGGUUAUUUACAUUAGGAUUCUGUUUUAUAAGUACGAUGUUUCGAUUGUAUUUUAGACCUUAUUUAUUAUUGUAAUCCUGAAACCUGUUAAAUUACUGUUUUUUUAAAUG